AUGGGUUCGAGGACAAGUCUACGAAGAAAUGCUGACAAAAGCGAACCAGGAAUUGACGGAUCUGCCACGGAUUUCGAUGAGAGCAUCGACAGCUACAGCUUGGCGCCUUCCCCGAAACGAAAGUCGAGUCGCUUGAAUGUCCUAUUUGGAGUAGACCAUCUAGACGUCCGUACAGUAAUAGAGAAGCUGAAAUACAUCGAUUCAGGAAGCCCAGUGUACGCUGCGGUGGAGACGGAAGGUAUGUGCUCAUCAGAAGAGAGCAAGCCACUGACCCAGCAACUAUUUGUUCCAUAA
Messenger RNA from Cooperia oncophora, 294 nucleotides. The record is from the annotation of a GenBank genome assembly. NCBI's taxonomy places the organism in Eukaryota, Metazoa, Nematoda, Chromadorea, Rhabditida, Trichostrongylidae.